AUGAGCAACAUUGAUAUAUUUACUUAUGUUAACCAAUUAUUAACUUCUACUGUACUUUCUAUAGACAAUAAAAUUGGUGCAACCGUAUUUACUGCUUUACAUUUACAUAGUAAUAAUCCAUCAAUUAAAAUAUAUUUAGAAUAUUUAGAAGAAUAUUAUGGAAUAAAUGAAGAUGAAAUUAAAUUAAUUAGUGAAUGUCUUGAAAGAAAUGACUAUAAACAAUUAAAUAAUUUAAACCCAUUACUGUUUCAUGAAGUUAUAAAACAGUCAUCAUCUGAAACGAAAGAAAAAAUUCUUUUAAAUAGUCAACAAUUUGAAAAAGAAGAUAUAAGCUGUAUUGAAACAAUUUGCCAAAACGAAGUAUUAAAUAAAAAAGUAGUUGAACAACAAAAGAAGGUUAAUAAUAUUCAACAGGCUUUAAUGAUUCUAAAAGAUGAAGUGGUAAAAACACAACUUAAAAUUAGUUAUAGUCCUAUUAAACAAGCCCAAACACCAGUAUUACCUGAAUCUAAUAUUCCUAAAAGUCGGAAUAUCUUUGUAUUCCAAAUUUUUAAUUCAGAGGAUGACCAAAAAAAAGUUGAAGAUUUAAAGAAUCAAAGAAUUAUGCAAUUAAAAAAUUCAUUAGAAGGAUUAGAUGUUGUUGACUUUUGGGAAGGAUAUGGUUCUGGAUUACUUCCUAAAAUAAUAUUAGUGGUCAUUGAAGAAUUAACAAGUGAAACAAAAAAAGAUAUUGAAUCAGUUCAUUCUCUUUAUCCUUCAUCAAAAAUUUAUCUUAUAUAUCUUUAUAAAAAAAAUAAACUGCAACAUGUUGAUUCUAAUCAAAUCGUUUCAUUACAAUUUGAUAUCCAAAAGAAAGACGGUGUAUUUGAGCAAGAUAACUCUUUUAUUCAAAUGCUAACUCACUGUCUUAAUUAA
Molecule: messenger RNA, 915 nt
Organism: Entamoeba dispar SAW760
Lineage: Eukaryota; Evosea; Mastigamoebida; Endamoebidae
Exons: 1
Coding region: 1-915 (304 amino acids)
Source: RefSeq, a predicted model, not a curated record